GGUCCAGAGCCCUCUAGCUGGGGACAUCCUUGGAUGAAAAGAUUGGGAUCAGAGAAGCCACAAGCAGGCCACUUCCUCUCACUCACUCUUCUCCGCUUCUCAGAGGCAGCUCCUACUCACUUUUUUCAAGAUCCCUAUCUGCUCGGGCAGCGGGGAAGUCUCUUCCCUCACUGGGGUGGGGAGGGGUGUGGUCAACAUGGCCACUGUACCCACCUCUUCCCCAGGUGACUUCCCCACCUGGGAGGUCCCAUUUUGCUCUAUAAAAGCCCGGCCACUGCAGGAUGGGCCACGGGGAGCACUUGCUUCACCAACUCGUGAGACUACUCCAGAGAGACCCAAGCCAGCCCACGAUGAAGCUCACCACCACAGCCCUGGUGUGCCUGCUGCUGACGGGGACGUGCCUGCAGGAUGGGAACAGCUUGAGCCUGCAAGUGUCGUCUUCCAGUUGUUGCUUCACACCUGUGAAGAGAGCGAUUUCCCUGAAGGGGAUCCAGUGUUACCAAAACUCCAGUUCCUCCUGCUCCCACCAGGAUCGUAUAAUAUUCAAGAUGAAAAGAGGCAGGAAGAGCUGUGCCUUGAAGACAGACAAAUGGGUUACCGCUAACUUAUGGAAGAUAAAACCUUGCUCACCGACACAAGUGUGAUCCAGUUUCCUUCUACCCUGGACUCCCGUGGCUUCACCUGCCCCCACCCCCCACCCAAACCCCUCCACCCUCCACCUGUUCUGGGCCAACGCUGCUGGGCCACUGAGGGUCUGGUGGGUGGUAGCGCUUUACAUAUUUAAAUUAUAGAACCCUCUAUUUCUGCUUCCCUGUGCCUCUCUGACCCCACAGGGACCUCAGGUUGCAAACGUGAUCAGCACUGAGGGUCUGGGGCCAGCGGCUGGAGGGUGCGGGAGCAGGGGAGACAUGUUGAACCUGGUGCCAAGGGAACUGACUUCUUGUCAAUAAGAGUCAAUAAAUCAGGGGUGGGGAGCAUCUGGGCUGUGGGCCUUAUAAGCCCCUGAAAUCAUUGGAUCUGGCCAUGUCAAAGCAUUAGGGGUGAAUUAAAUGUUUGACCAAAUAUAGCAAGCUAAUUUGUUGAUAAUCUUGUAUGGCCGAAAGUGAUAUUACAAAUAUCCAAAUGGCCCUUGGCAGAAAAAAAAAUCUCCUUCUCCUUCCGUACCUUCACCUUUCUCCUCCCUGCCCUG
Molecule: messenger RNA, 1189 nt
Organism: Pipistrellus kuhlii (Kuhl's pipistrelle)
Lineage: Eukaryota; Metazoa; Chordata; Mammalia; Chiroptera; Vespertilionidae
Gene: CCL1
Product: C-C motif chemokine ligand 1
Exons: 3
Coding region: 282-644 (120 amino acids)
Biological process (GO): cellular response to interleukin-1; neutrophil chemotaxis; immune response
Cellular component (GO): extracellular region
Molecular function (GO): CCR chemokine receptor binding; chemokine activity
Source: RefSeq, a predicted model, not a curated record